Messenger RNA from Microplitis mediator, 1988 nucleotides. Its product is annotated as suppressor APC domain-containing protein 2. The transcript is spliced from 6 exons. NCBI's taxonomy places the organism in Eukaryota, Metazoa, Arthropoda, Insecta, Hymenoptera, Braconidae. The record is from RefSeq and is a predicted model, not a curated record. Bases 394 to 1749 code for a protein of 451 amino acids.
UGCUCAUUAACUUUUGCAGUCAUUUUGCCGUCUAAUACAUUGGCCGCAGAUCGUCGCCAAUUUGAGUUUUCAAGUUAAUGACAAUUCACAGUUAGAGUAAAUCGACCUUCCACCUAUCACCUAAAGUGACCAAAUUCAAAAAAACGAAAUAACAAACUGACAGGUGUCCAUUAAAAAAUAUUGUAAUUAAAAAAUAAAAUGAACUGAUUAUCAAAUGAUGUUCGGGGUGCAAUAUUGUGCCAUAAAAGAAUUAACAGAAAUUCCACGAUACAGCUGAUGAGAUGGCUGGGUUGUCAGGAAUCACGUACAAUUGGUAACGAAAAAGAGUUGGUUGAAAGCGCCUUGAAAAUAAACGUUUUUAUAAAAAAAUAAAUAGUUAGAAAAAAAAAAAAAAUGGCACAAGUACAAUCAUUGAAAGCUGACGAACUUCCAAGGAGCUUCGUAGAUGCUAUGCGAGUAUUGUUUCAAAUAAUGGACCAUGAAAAUACUGGAUUUAUAAAAUAUUUAGAUAUUGAAAAACGAUGGCAAGACGAUGGCACGCAGGAACUACCAAAAAAUGUUCUUGAAAAUUUAAAAAAAGUAACUCCAUCCAACGGAUUAUUAACAUUCGAACGUUUAUGUACUGGUUUAAAAAUAUGCUUACAACAGAAGCAAAAAGAUAUGGAGUCUUCGAAUAGUCAAAAUCAAUUUGUUACCCCGUUUUCAGCAUCGAAUUUGAUGAUAAAUAGUCCUAUGAAAAAUUUAUUAACGUCUCCGAAUACAGCCACAAUACGACCUAAUAAUGCCAUAUUACAACAACGUACAUUUAGUAUGCCUCAAUUAUCCGAAUCUCGUAAUGAUUCGCGAAAUAUUUCGUUGGAUAUGUUUAAAGGAAAAUCAAUUACUGAUGUAAAAUCACUAAAAAUGUUUGGUCCACCGAAACCCCCAAGAACCGGUGCUGCGACUGACGGUCGACUACUUAACGCAGACCGUAAUUUUGACAAAUCAGAAAUAAGAACAACUUUACAUAAUUGGCAAGUCGGACUUAUGUUGAACGAAGAAAAAUGUCUUAAAAAAAAACAAGUAUCGAAUACAAACUAUACUGUUGACUCUCGAAGUUUGUUAAAGUCUCAAAAAAAUAUAAAAGAUGAUAAAUUGAUAGAUAUACAAUCUAAUCAUCUUGGAAUUUCUCAAAAGAAAAUAAUUUCAAGAAAAAAAGAGUCUAGACGGCACACUUUGCAAAAUGGCAUUGAUUUUAAUAUGAUGAAAAGAAUAAAACAAAUUGAAGAAGAAAAAGAUAUUUUACUUCAAGGAUUUGGGGCGAUCGAGAAAGCCAGAGAUUGGUACUUAAAACAAAUUUCCACAACUCAAGAUAAAAUAAAGCAUCUCGGUGAAAUGGCUUCUUAUGUGGAACAAUGGACUGAAUCUCAACAAGAACGAUUAGAAUUUCAACGUGCACGCAUUCUUGAAGUAAAUCGUCACCUAGCAGCUCUUAUAAAUAGUUGGGAAAGAGGUGGUCUUCCUCUCCAUAUGAAUUUAGCUUUUUUGAAUAGAUCUUCAACACAACUAAACCAGGAUAUUCUCACUCAAUUAAAACAUCAAAAUUACAGAUUGACUGAGGAAGUAAACAAACAAAAUUAUAAAAUUGCAUUACUCGAGCAAGAGAAGGACAAUCUUAUGCGAGAAUUAUACAACCAACAAACAGGUAUAAUUCAAUCUCGGCGAUCGACGAUGAUUCAUGAGCAACAUGAUCAAACAUUCAUCAUUUGAUGUUUAAAGGGACCAAGAAUUUUUGUUACGAAAAACCACAAGAUGUAAAAAAUUUAUAUUUAAUUGGUAAUAAAAAAUCCAUGCCUUGUACAAAAGCCAUUUCGUUUCGAAUCAAUGAAUUCUAGUUUUGUAUAAUUUUUGAUGUUGCUGAUUUUAUUACAUUGUAUAUUUUGUGAAGUUUACUUGUAUUAGUUGCUCUGAGGAUAAUGAAUCAAAAUCAAAAAAAUAUGAAGAACAUU